This is a messenger RNA of Epinephelus moara (kelp grouper), 7008 nucleotides long. Its product is annotated as transcription factor Maf-like. The transcript has 3 exons. The record is from RefSeq and is a predicted model, not a curated record. The coding region runs from base 417 to 1412 and encodes 331 amino acids. Gene Ontology annotation, molecular function: RNA polymerase II cis-regulatory region sequence-specific DNA binding; DNA-binding transcription factor activity, RNA polymerase II-specific. NCBI's taxonomy places the organism in Eukaryota, Metazoa, Chordata, Actinopteri, Perciformes, Serranidae. Gene Ontology annotation, biological process: regulation of transcription by RNA polymerase II. Gene Ontology annotation, cellular component: nucleus.
UGCUGUGUGAUCCCUCUAAAAAAUCGCCCCACCAGUCAGCGCCUUGUAACGUGCGAGGCUGCGUGCACUCCCCUCACUUUCCUCGGCUCUCCUUCCUCUCCGCUUGCGCAAUGUAUUAGCGAAGAAACCGUAAAGUGUUAAAUGUUUGAAAUACAAAACCGCCGAAUUUCACAUGCUGAAAAAGGACUCCGCUACUCGUGCGCGCGGCACUGGUGUGUCUGUGCAAUAGACUCUGCAAAGACAAACUCCUCUCACACGCCUGCAAGUCCGCGGCUGCAAAAAAAGGACGCUGUAAAGCCUCAUUUUUCACUUUCAAGACAAACGCUUAAAAAAUCAAACUGGCUCACGCUCUUCCCAACCAGCCCAGUUUGACAGCUGCUCUUCACCCCACUUGGAGGACUGUCAGCAGCAAGAGGAUGGCAUCAGAGCUGGCAAUGAGCAACUCCGACCUGCCCACCAGUCCCCUGGCCAUGGAAUAUGUUAAUGACUUCGAUCUGAUGAAGUUUGAAGUGAAAAAGGAGCCGGUGGAGCCCGAUCGCAACAUCAGCCAGUGCAGUCGCCUUAUCGCCGGGGGAUCCUUGUCUUCCACCCCGAUGAGCACGCCGUGCAGCUCGGUGCCCCCUUCCCCAAGCUUCUCGGCGCCCAGUCCGGGCUCGGGGAGCGAGCAGAAGACACACAUAGAGGAUUUCUACUGGAUGUCCGGUUAUCAACAGCAGUUGAAUCCAGAGGCGCUGGGCUUCAGCCCCGAAGACGCAGUCGAGGCGCUGAUCAACAGCAGUCACCAGCUACAGUCUUUCGAUGGCUACGCCAGGGGACAGCAGUUUGCUGGAGCAGCCGGAGCAGCAGGCACCAUGGCCGGGGAAGAGAUGGGCUCCGCCGCGGCGGUGGUGUCGGCAGUCAUCGCUGCGGCAGCCGCGCAGAACGGAGGGCAGCACCACCACCACCACCAUCACCACCACAGCAGCAGCCACCAUCAGGCGCCCGGCGUCCAGUCCAACGGCACUUCUGGGACAAUUCACCAACACAUGCGCUUGGAUGACCGGUUUUCGGACGAGCAGCUGGUCACCAUGUCAGUGCGGGAGCUCAACCGGCAGCUACGGGGGGUCAGCAAGGAAGAAGUGAUCAGAUUGAAACAGAAGAGGAGGACCCUAAAGAACAGAGGCUACGCGCAAUCCUGCCGGUUCAAGCGGGUCCAGCAGCGGCACGUCCUGGAGGGGGAGAAGACGCAACUCAUCCAGCAGGUCGAUCACCUAAAGCAGGAGAUCUCCAGGCUGGUCCGAGAGAGGGACGCGUACAAAGAAAAGUAUGAGAAGCUCAUCAGCAACGGCUUCAGAGAAAAUGGAUCCAGCAGUGACAACAACCCUUCAUCCCCGGAGUUUUUCAUGUCAUCGAGAAAAUUCCUCCAUCUGUGAUUUCAAGCCCCCAAUCCUCCGUGCCCUUGGCUCUCUGAGAUAACCCAACGACUGAGCAGCAAUGACGUCAGAGCGGCCGAACCAAUCGCACGAAGACACCUACGAAGCACAACAUUCAAAAAUGACUUCACUGAAGAACAAAAGACAAGACCUGCUGAAAUCCCUCGAAAUCCCGACAGUGAAAUUCUUGAAAGCCUCUUACUACUCCUGAUUCCCUCCCUAAUAUUUUACCUCCAGCUUUUUUAUACGAAACACGAAAAAAGAAGAAAAAAAACAACAACAGACAGACUCAUACACAUGAGAUGGUUGACAAUGUCAGAUAAAUACACUGGAAGGACUAUUUUCUCUUUGGUGGGAGGAUCAUUGAUGCAUGCCUCUGUAAAUAGAUCAUAAUAAAAACCCUAUUCUUAUUCCUAAUAUAGGAAACAUACCAAGUCUCACCAACUUCGUAAACCUUCAUGACUGUGGAUAGAGUACUCAUGGUUCAAUAUUUUCCAUAUAAAGUCAAUAUUCUUCUUACCUCCUCAGAGAUCAUGUAAUUAUCAUUUCCAAUAUAAUUUCUUUACUCUUUGGAGUUAUUUGGACUGUAAAAAAAUUGUACUUCCUAUUCUUCUUAAUCUCUUUACAUAACGGCGUAGUCUUCCUCUCCAAUAUCCACACUAGUACAUGUAAAUAGAGACGAAUGAAGACAACAGCAUGGAACAGGCUAUAGUGUAUAUUUACCACUCCCCUAGUAGAUCACAAAUCUCAAUACGUGGAUAUUUCAGACAACCUUUUUAAAAGUUUAAAAGUACUUGUUUUAUGAUAGUUAAAGACAUAGUCCCGGGUAUCUGGACACUUUUCCUAUGUAUUUAAAUAGAUGCAUAAAGGCAUUAGCAAUAGGUAAUGUUAUUAUUUGACGACCUUACAAGGAUUAUAAGGCAGUGAGUCCUUUGGUAUCAUCAAUCAGUUCCAUCAGGAAUCAAACUGGGCAGAAAAGCAUGUGAUCUACCAAAGCCAGGAGUCUACCUUGGCACUACUAAAUCUAAUUUUUAACAUGUCAUAUAUUAUUUUGUAUACCUAUUUAUUCUUUUCCAUUGCAAUAAUUGCCCUCUCCCUCCCCAUGUGUGGGUUGUGACUGCUGUAGCGAAGCUGCUGUCAGCCUGAGAGGGCCACUUUUUCCAAUCCUGAGCCUACACAUGAGGGAAAAACAACACCUCACUCAUUGCUACGUAGACAUGAGGACUCUGACCUCUGUCUUAUACGGACUAUGAAGAAAAACCAAAAUGGACUGACAGAUAACACGCCAAGCCAAUGAAGAGACAACCUCAAAGGUUAUCCCGUCAGUGGUGAAAGCAGAAAACCUUUGCAUGGACGACAGGGAAAACACUAGGGUUGCUGAACACCUCAUCUCCACCAUCGUGCAUCCUCUACCUCUCAGUAUGUGCUGUGCAUCUAGGAAACCAUGACUUAUCAGUGACCCCUCUCCUGUCCCCGCAGUCCACUCUUCCACUGCAUGUCCCCAGAGCCUCGUGAGGAAAGUGUCCAGUCUACUGAUGGAUGCACAUGGUGAUGGGGAAAAGAAAAACAAACACUGGUUCACUUUGACCCGAACACACUCACGCAUACAAGCGCAUGCACACAGAUGCACAAUCAUACACGGCGCCACUCAAAUAUGUUGCUGUAUAUAUGUACAGUAUAUCCACUAUGUAUAGUCUCAGAUGCUGUACUCUGCAUGUUGACUUGUAGAUGGAACGUGACCAUUACUCAUAGAAGAGGUUGUGCAGGUAAGCCUAGUCACUGGAUUGACUCUCCUUAGCCAAUGCAAGCUCUUUGUCAGCUUCACAUCUUACUUUGAUUUGAGAAAAUGUAUGGCAACAUGACAGAAAUUGUUUUACCGCUUCCCCCUUGCUAUUGUGGAAGGUCCUCAUCAACCAAACAGCAGCGCUGAGAGGUUUUAAAACUCUUUGAGGGGACGCAUAACCUCGCCUUUGAUGUCAGACAGAACCUGGCCACAGUGAGCGUGGGUAGGCGAAGAGAGGAGGGAAGGCAAACUGGGGCGCUCCAAUUAAGUGGCAGCACACAAAGUGGCAUGGGGCAUCCUGCCAGCAACUGUCUAUUCAUCCUAUGUCAAAGGGAUUUGCACAUCUCAAUGAGUCUACGCACUGCCAGAGAAGUCCGAGAGCAGAGCAGAGAAAGGCUGUGAGGUGCAGGAGAAAGGACGGGGAAGGGAAAGGGACUAUUUUGACAAAAAUUUCAAGUGGCGCAGAGCCUAUGUUCUAGUAUCCUCCUUGAUCUGUCCACCUAUAGAAUAUUCUUUUCUGACCGACAGCCACCUUGGAGAGUUCACUAACCCCUCGACCUUAAACUGUUAGACCGUCAUGCGGCUCUCCGGGCUGUCAUGACCUCACGUCCUGUCUGAGGUUAACUUUGUGUUAAUGAGCAUGGCGCUCAGCUCAACCAGAUGUUCAGCCCUGUGGUUAAAUACUUGUUACCCUUCUAUCCCAAUGGUUCUUCGAUGCCUGCCCACAACAGCUGUACUGUUUCACCUACACAGCUCUACUAACAACUUCAUGUUAAGUCGUGACAAAUUAGAUUAAAACUACGGAUAGCAGGUGUGUUUUCUUUUUCACCAAACUGCUCACAAUCUAGUCGAUACACCCUGUCAAGAAAAAAAGAUCUAGCAGAAUACAGGUGUGGUGUAUUAUUAUUUGUAUGCCCCGUUGUGCAGCCAAUUUAUAUGAAGAAAUCUUCUUAAUUCCAAUACUGUCAGAGCACACUGAAUCACAUGAGGGUAUUUACAGUCAACAUGUAAACAAACUUGAAAUUAGGACUUAUGACUUAGCAGUGAUUAGUUAAAGCAGAUUUAAAAAUACAGGAAGGAUGAAGAUGUCACUCAAACACGAGACGUCGUAUGUGGUAGGAAACAAGACAUUGAGCAAGUGCUGAUCUUCUCUGAGCCUCAAGCCUUUCCACUUUCUUAGAAGUCAAACAAAGCUCCGUUUCUGCGCAGCUGCAGGCAGUGUGUGACAGGUUGAUUUGUUUUUCUCUGCUUCUGAAUGCAGGUGCUGCUGUGUUGUUCUGCCCACAUCGUCAGGCUACGUGCGCGCGUUUAUCUGGCAAUGACCCUGACCGGGGUCGGCGCAUGUGCGUAAACAUGCGGAGAUGAACAUGUUCAUAGACAGAACGUGUGAAAGUGCACACAGAGGCGUAGAGGCACAUCCUUGGUCUUUUUCUCUCUCUCUCUCUCACACACACAUACACACCAUGCUAAUCUAAACAGCAAGGCUGUAUGUAAACAGAUCGUCGACAUAAUGGGAUUGUUCAGUGUGCAAACAAUAAGCUGUUAGCGUAAUCACAGGUCAAAGAUAUAUUACCCAGAGGGCCACGCUGUAGGUAUAUUAACAUGAUGGAUAUGUGGGAGAGGAGGGGGGCAGGGAUACGAAAGAUAUAGAGCGCUACUGACUCAGAUUUACCCCCUGUUGGGCCCCGUCCGCUGCCUUUCUCUCCUCCACCUCCCCCGUAUGGGCCUCACUUAAUCAGCCUUCCUCAUUCUCUUCUCACUUCUUCCCCCCCAGUCACCCUCCUCCUCCUUAGGUUUAUACCUUUCUUUACUGUGUCUCCUCUCUAAUACCUCACCUCUGUCCUUUUCUAUCUUCAUUUCCUUCAUCCUCCUCCCAUUUCCCUCUUGUUCUGGAUAGAUAUCAUCUGUUUCAGUGAAGCAGUCCAUCUAUCUCUGUGGUGAGUGAUAGCAGGAUAAAGAUUGUGGAGCUGCCACAAUUUUGUUUUUGGAUUAAGCAAAGGAGGGACUGAGUGAGCAAAAGAGCAUGGAUGAGACAGAAAGACAGCAUAUAUGUUUCUAUUUCUAUGACCAGUGUUAUAAAUAGAACAGCUAUAUAGUUGAUAGAGACGAAUCUUCACACCCAUGCCCUAUUAUCUCCACUUAACCAUGUUGAAAGUACCGUGCUCGUGUGUCUCAAUGAGUAGCAGCAUACAAGUGCCAUGUCCGUCAAGAUAAAUCCUGUGUAGCUUACUCCAUUGCACAUACAGCUUAUUAACUUAUCUCCGCUUUAUUUGAUUACCAUCUAGCCCAUUCUCUCAGCUGGUUAAUAAGUCUAUGUCCUCCUGACUAAACACUCCAUUAGUGUCAUCACCGGCAAGCUUGUGUGUGUGUACUGCAUACGUCUGUGGACCACUGAGGCAGAUACACAUUGGGGCCAAGUGACAGAGUAAACACAGAGGCAGAACAGUGGGGAGAAAAACAACCUGGAAGACAGACAAUAGGUGCAAAGGUGGCCAGUCUGAUGACGGCGGUAACAGCCAAGACCCUCACUGACGUUUGGCUAAAAGCUUUUGUAUGGGCAAACCAUAUGAAAUACAACAGAGCAGUGGAGAUGAGUCAAGAUGACUACAGAGAUACAGUGUGUUAAUAUUUGAAACAGAUAUUGACUUUCUUGUAAGAAUGUGACUUUGACAAGUUGAAAUGCUAGUAACAUUUUGGAUAGUCAAAAAGCUACAAUAGAUUCAAACCACAUUGAAUAAAAGAGUUGCAAAGUGGAAGGAACUGUCUGAAAGUCAUAUUCAUUUUACCCUACAGAAAUUCCCCACAAAAAUUCUGUCAUGUGCACUGCUAAUAGGGCUUAAGCUGAAGUUUACACUAUUGAGAGAACUGAAAUUUUAAUCUAAUCAUUCUUAUAUUCAUCCACUUUUGGAUUAUGGUUCAAUUUUGAGUGAAUUCAGAAACUAUUACGCCAUGUUUGUUAUCAACUGCUAAGACAAAGGGUUUUGACUUCCCGAACACUCAAGGCUCAUGGGUAUGAUCGUACUGAUAGCCGUCCAUCUCGCCAGAAAGUUAAACUGGUGGCCCUAAAACAAAUUUGUGUUUCUACCUUGAGGAUAUUGUAGGGCUGGGCGAAAUGGUCAAACAUGUUAUCCCAAUAAAAAUUAUUAUUAUUCAUUAUUUCUCUAGGGUUUAACCCUUUGAAAUCCACGCAAAUUGGCUUUAUUUCUGUUGAAAAUACAGGAAGAAGGCAAUGAGCAACGAAAGAAGAAAUGACCCCAAAAAUCAGCAAGAAAUUAGUAGAAAGAGAAAAUUAAAAACAGUUAAAAAAAAAAAAAAGAAAGAAAGUUAAAAACAAACAAACAUGGAAAUGACUUAGAAAGAGUGCUUAGUAAUAAUAAUAAUAAUUCUGUAUCAUAAUUUUAAAAAGUAAUCAUAAAAAUAAUUGUAAAUAGUUUUUCCUUAGCUUUUUUCCCUAUUUUUUUAAUAUACUUUUCAAAAUCUAUUAUUUUUUUGCAAUUUGUGGUAGAGUUCUUACCAAGUUGCUCACUGUCUUUUUUCCCCAUGUUUUUGAAAGAAAUCACAUCAAUUUGUACAGGGUUUAAUGGUUUAAAUACUUGCAAAAGGCGUCUGAAAGCAGCACAAGAAAGGUGAGGUUGCUCCAGGUUUUAAAGGGUUAAAGGCAGAUUUUUGUUCCUGAGUGAAAGUUGAAGAAACCAAUCAGCUUAUUGUGGUUUAAGCUAUUCUUUAUUGUCAGGAUGUAACAAGCAUUUGCUUAACUGUGAAACGUUUUAUAAAUCUGAGGUAGAUUUAAAAUCAUUCUAAUCAAAAUAUCAG